AAGAUACCAGUAACACAGGCAGAUAGCGAUGUACACUGGAAGAACAGAGGCUUCAGGGUAAAGAGUAUGAACAGCUCAACAGAGCAGGUCUGCUGGGGGUGUCGUUCUUCAUCAGAGCGCUGAAGCUUUGGAUACUGUCCACCCAUCAUCGAUUUACAAAAUGUCUGACUUUGAGGAUUUCAGCAAGCCUGGAGGGCAGGUGAAUGUGUCUGAAAACUACCAGCUGAAUCCCACCAGUGUAAUUGUUUCAGUGGUCUUCUCACUCAUCUUCCUGCUGGGUACCAUUGGAAACAGCCUGGUGCUCGCAGUGCUGCUGCGGAGCGGACAGGUCGGAUACAACACAACCAACCUGUUCAUACUUAAUCUGAGCGUGGCUGACUUCUUCUUCAUCAUCUUCUGCGUUCCUUUCCAAGCCACUAUCUACUCUUUAGAGGGCUGGGUUUUUGGCUCCUUCAUGUGCAAAGUGGUCCACUUCUUCAUCAACCUCACUAUGUACGCCAGCAGCUUCACACUCGCUGCUGUCUCUGUUGACAGGUAUUUGGCCAUUCGCUACCCACUGCGUUCAAGAGAGCUACGAACCCCUUGUAAUGCAGUUGUUGCCAUGGUGAUCAUCUGGGGUCUUUCUCUGGUCUUUGCGGGUCCAUAUCUCAGCUACUAUGACCUGAUUGAUUAUGCCAACAGCACUGUGUGUAUCCCCGGCUGGGAGGAGGAGGACCGUAAAGUGCUGGACACAUGCACCUUCCUGUUUGGCUAUGUCAUCCCCGUGCUAAUUGUCAGCCUGUCGUACACUCGAACCAUCAAGUACUUGUGGACAGCUGUCGACCCUCUGGACGGCAUGUCAGAAUCCAAGAGGGCCAAGCGCAAAGUCACCAAAAUGAUCAUCAUUGUAACUGUGCUCUUCUGCAUCUGCUGGCUGCCGUACCAUGUGGUGAUCCUGUGCUACCUGUACGGAGACUUCCCUUUUAAUCAGACCACCUACGCUUUUAGGCUUCUCUCUCACUGCAUGGCCUAUGCCAACUCAUGUGUCAACCCCAUCGUAUAUGCUCUGGUGUCCAAGCACUUUCGGAAGGGUUUCAAGAAGGUGUUCAGCUGCAUCCUUAGUAAAAAUGGGAGGAAUAAGGUUCAUGUGGUUCAUAUAGCCAACACUGUGCCUGGAUUUGAAGCAGGCUCCACAGAGGUGUCACAGAUGAACGAGGAGAACCUACGACAGAAUGAAUGUGAAAUGAUAAACAGGCCGAUUGCAGAGCCAAGAGAAGCCACAGUGACUCUGAAUUUGCCCUUUCAGCGGCAGACUUGACAAAUGAUUCAGCUUUGCUGACAGUCCCUGAACUAACAGCCUUAUGUAAGAGACAUUAGAGCUAAAAUUUUAAGAGCUAUGUAAACUUCUCAUUGUGAUAUUUGCAUUGUUGGUGGCAAACAGGAGUGGAGAUACAGAGAUAAAUACAGAGUAUUAACUCCGCUGACAAAGUGUUUUGUGUCAAUAUGCUUGGAUCCAAUACUACUUCCCAUAAUGUUCCACUAACAAAAACA
Messenger RNA from Monopterus albus (swamp eel), 1530 nucleotides. It is a transcript of the gene galr2b, whose product is annotated as galanin receptor 2b. The transcript is spliced from 3 exons. The record is from RefSeq and is a predicted model, not a curated record. Gene Ontology annotation, molecular function: G protein-coupled receptor activity. Gene Ontology annotation, cellular component: plasma membrane. NCBI's taxonomy places the organism in Eukaryota, Metazoa, Chordata, Actinopteri, Synbranchiformes, Synbranchidae. Bases 161 to 1297 code for a protein of 378 amino acids. Gene Ontology annotation, biological process: G protein-coupled receptor signaling pathway.